CAGUAAAGAAAUCUAGAAAAAUAUUAAAAAUAUUCAUUCACACCUGGCUCACUCAGCCUUGUAUGCCCCAACAAUUACGCCAUGGAGAUUCCACUUCUGCAUCCAUACAUGAACCCAAUUACACUAACAACAACAACAACACUUGUCUUUCUCUCUUCCACAAACCUCAAAAAAUGAAACCCAACAACAACAUUACAGUGUCGGCCAAGACAGACUCCGAGGUAAGCAGCCAAACCCAAUCCUCCCCGACAAGAUCACCCCGGCGCCCCGUCUACUAUGUCCAAAGCCCAUCACGCGACUCAUCCAACGACGAGAAAACUUCAAACUCCUUCAAUUCAAGCCCGCUCCAAAGCCCAUUAGCCUCUCCUCCUCACUCUCAUUCCAACUCUUCCUUAGGCCCUCAUUCCCGUGAAUCUUCCUCCACGAGAUUCUCCGCUUCUCGCAAGAGCAGCAACGCCUCGCAUAACCGGAGAUGGCGACCGUGGAAGGAUCAUUUCAAUCCCAUCGAAGAAGAAGGCCUUCUCGAUGAUCACGACAAUGAUUAUCACGGCUUCCCUCGUCGAUGCUACUUUCCUGUUUUUGUUCUUUGCUUCAUGGUUCUCUUCUCUGUUUUCGCUCUCGUUCUUUGGGCUGUAAGUCGCCCUCAAAAACCCGUCAUUUUCCUGAAGAGUGUAACCUUUGAUAGAUUUAUAAUUCAAGCGGGUGCGGAUGUGUCCGGAGUUGCAACUAGCAUGGUGUCAAUGAAUUCAACUGUGAAAAUGACAUAUAGAAACACAGCAACAUUUUUCGGAGUUCAUGUGACAUCAACUCCAUUAGAUCUCAAUUACUACGAGCUUACACUAGCCACUGGAAAUAUUCCUAAGUUUUACCAAACAAGAAAAAGUGGGAGAUCUAUUCAUGUGAUGGUGAAAGGAAACCAUGUUCCACUCUAUGGAGGUGGAGCAAGACUAAACAGCCUGAACGGUUCACCGGUUGAACCGGUUUCCUUGACAUUGAGUCUGACAAUAAGGUCAAAGGCUUAUGUUUUGGGGCAACUGGUGAAACCUAAGUUCAACAAGAAAAUAGAGUGUGCUUUGAUUAUGGAUCCGAAGAAAAUGGGUGUGCCCAUUCCACUUACCAACAAGUGUACGUAUGAGUUAUAGACUCAACCAUAUGUGGAAUUAAUGAGUGAUAAAUCAUCGUCAUAGAAUAAUAAUUUAAAGGGGUUUCAGUAUUUAUUUUAUUAGACUAGAUUCUCAUAAUGCAGUUUUCUUUGGCUUCACUCUGUCAGAAUUCCAAUUGUUUUGUCUUGUAAUGUGGAUUUUGUCGGUCGAUCUAUUUCAAUUGUUACUAUAUCUUAUCACAAGUUAAAUGAAAUAAGUACUAGUAUUAAAUUUGUUUUGAUA
Molecule: messenger RNA, 1385 nt
Organism: Lathyrus oleraceus (garden pea)
Lineage: Eukaryota; Viridiplantae; Streptophyta; Magnoliopsida; Fabales; Fabaceae
Exons: 3
Coding region: 63-1142 (359 amino acids)
Source: RefSeq, a predicted model, not a curated record